Messenger RNA from Phytophthora infestans T30-4, 321 nucleotides. RefSeq lists its product as uncharacterized. Lineage: Eukaryota; Oomycota; Peronosporomycetes; Peronosporales; Peronosporaceae. The record is from RefSeq and is a predicted model, not a curated record. The coding region runs from base 1 to 321 and encodes 106 amino acids. The transcript has 3 exons.
AUGGAUAAGUAUUUUACGUCGCACGAAAUUGAAAUGUCGACGGUGUUUGUGUGUCUUUGUUGGAUAAAGUCGGCUGGAGCGCUGCAAGGAGACGGAGGUCUAAGUCGCAACACGAGUUUGACCUUGAAGCAUACCGCCGAUCUCUUGACUCGAAUCAAUGUUUCUCUAAAUGACCAUUUGGCUGCCAUAAAUCCGUUGGUAGCGGGACUUACAAUGCUGGAUCAUCAUUUAGAAUACUUGGACUUAGCGAGUGAGGCUGUGGCGACAUCGAAGCUACGUAGUUUCUGUCAUGUGAUAUACUGGACCUUUACGGAGAAAUGA